Molecule: messenger RNA, 348 nt
Organism: Perkinsus marinus ATCC 50983
Lineage: Eukaryota; Perkinsozoa; Perkinsida; Perkinsidae
Exons: 1
Source: RefSeq, a predicted model, not a curated record
AUGCCUACUGAGCCGGAUGCAGAGCCUGAUCGACCCAUGACUAUGGUUGAUCCUCCGACUGUAGGAUUUUCCUUUGUAACGAGGUCAGGAGGAAUUGAGCAGGGGGGACGACGGUUCCAGUUCGAUGACACCACAGAUUUGGCCAAUAUGGGACCAAAGGAUAUCUUAGAACCGGAGAGUAAUGCCUUGAAGGACCCAGAGUUUUGUGAAACUCACGAGGUUUGUGGCAUUCGACUCGGAGACCUCGUUCUUGCACUCCAAGGAAGGCCUGCCAAGAAGCCGCAGAAUGAGAGUGCCUAUACUUUGGCCAGAGGAGGUGCGCAUGGUCCUUACUUCCGGCUGAGCGAG